CUGACAUAAGGAACAAUGGCAAAGUUCAUCGCAGUGCUCGUCGCCCUGGUUGCUGUGGCUCACAGCUCAGUAGUACCAGUAGUCAAAGUAGAUGAUGAAACUACAAGCUUCGCUUACGAUGUUGCUGAUCCAAUCACCGGUGAUUACAAAAGCCAAGUAGAAUCCCGCUCCGGUGGUGUUGUAAGAGGACAGUACUCUUUGAUCGACCCCGAUGGCACCAAGCGCACUGUUGACUACACUGCUGAUGAUGUGAACGGUUUUAACGCAGUCGUUCGCAAAGACCCUGUUGUGGCUUCCGUAGUUGCUACUCCUGUUGUGACACGCACCGUUGCCGCACCUGCUGUUGUCUCCUCUGCUCCAUCUGUUGUUGCUGCUCGUACUUAUGCUGCUCCUGCUUUGUACUCUGCCUCAUCUCCAGUCGUAGCUAGAUCUUUUGUCGCACCUGGAGUGUAUGCGACUUCUUCUCCAACAGUGUUCUCUGCUCGUACUUAUGCUGCUCCUGGAGUGUAUGCCCGGUACGACUCACCUUAUUACUCAACUUACGGCCUACCCACUACUUCCUAUAAUUACUUGUAAAGUGUAAUACUAUGUCAAUAAUAUGUUUUAAAUGUAUAUACACAUAUUUUAAAUAAAUCCGACUUUAAGUAUAUUUUGUGUAAUCAUAUUUCUACUUUUUUUCCCACGUG
This is a messenger RNA of Vanessa atalanta (red admiral), 686 nucleotides long. Its product is annotated as larval cuticle protein A2B-like. Lineage: Eukaryota; Metazoa; Arthropoda; Insecta; Lepidoptera; Nymphalidae. The record is from RefSeq and is a predicted model, not a curated record. The coding region runs from base 16 to 576 and encodes 186 amino acids. The transcript has 3 exons. Gene Ontology annotation, cellular component: extracellular matrix.